Marasmius oreades (fairy-ring Marasmius) is the source of this 3128-nucleotide messenger RNA. RefSeq lists its product as uncharacterized. Gene Ontology annotation, biological process: clathrin-dependent endocytosis; clathrin coat assembly; vesicle budding from membrane. The coding region runs from base 29 to 2857 and encodes 942 amino acids. Gene Ontology annotation, molecular function: 1-phosphatidylinositol binding; phosphatidylinositol-4,5-bisphosphate binding; SNARE binding. The transcript has 9 exons. The record is from RefSeq and is a predicted model, not a curated record. Lineage: Eukaryota; Fungi; Basidiomycota; Agaricomycetes; Agaricales; Marasmiaceae. Gene Ontology annotation, cellular component: clathrin-coated pit; clathrin-coated vesicle.
GUACAGCGAGCUCUUCCGCUGUACCAACAUGUCCAGUUAUGACAAAGUCGUGAAGCUGGCCUGCAAACCCAAGGCAGCACCUCCAAAGGCAAAAUACUUGGACACAAUCAUUGCCGCAACAUGGUCGGAAGAUGGUGCCGUCCACGAUGUUUGCAAAGCUCUUGCGCCGCGUUUCAGGGAACCCAACAUCGUUGUCGUCUUCAAAGCCUUGAUCGUCUUACAUACGAUGAUACGCAAUGGGGCAACGGAUAAUGUUCUUUCAUAUCUUUCCUCGUCGGAAGUAUUGAGACUGAGGAAUGUUACAGCUGGUAACUGGGAGGGGUAUUCUGCUCCUCAAAAUCUACAGCACUACGCCCUCUACCUCGACUCUCGGAUUCGGGCUUACCGAGACGUUAAGCAUGAUGCCAUCCGAGUUCAGGCCGAAUCCAACCGAGAUAUGCGCAACUCUAAUAAUAUUGAGGAAGACAACGCGUACCGCGGACGCAGUAACGGGCGGUCAAAUGCAUCAACACCUUCCAGAAGUAAAACGAUCGUGGGACGCAAGUUGCGGGUGAUGACGGUGGAGAAAGGAUUACUUAGAGAGACAAAAGCGGUUCAUAAUAUGAUUGAUACUCUGGUUGAAUGUCGAUUCUACCUGGACGAUUUAGAAGAUGAGCUCACUACGACUGCGCUACGAAUGUUAGUCAAGGACCUUUUAAUUCUCUUCCAAGCCGGUAACGAGGGUGUCAUCAACGUGCUCGAACAUUACUUCGAAAUGUCGCAUGUAGAUGCUCAAGAGGCGCUCUCAAUUUACCGGCAUUUCUGCAAACAGACUGAGAAGGUCGUCGAAUAUCUCGGUGUUGCCAAAAAAUUACAAAACUUGCUGAAUGUCCCGAUCCCGAACCUCAAACAUGCACCCGUCUCACUCGCCGGGGCUCUUGAAGAAUAUCUCAAAGACCCCAAUUUUGAACAAAACCGUAUCGAGUAUAAGACAAAUAAGGAAGCUUCCGAACGUCCACUUCGAAACGGAACCAAGAAGUCUGCUCAGAGAGAAUCAUCCCCGAUACCACCAUUACCAACAUCUCCUUCUUCCUCUUCCGCACCUCCACCUACUUCCACGUCGACAUCUGACACCGAGAUCGACUCGAAGCCUCAAAAUGUUGUCGACUUCUUUACGACCAUCGAGGAAGAGCAGCCCACUAUGUUCAACCCUCAGACUAAUAGCCCUAGUACCGCGUAUUUCCAGCAGCAACAAGCUUCGAAUCCCUUUGCACUGAGACAGAUGCAAAUGGCAAUAGGGCAACCCUUUGGACUGCAGCCCCAAGGAAGUGGAUACCUUUCGCCUCAACAGACCGCCUUCCAGCAAGCGCCGAAUCCAUUUGGCCUGCAACCCCAACAUAUACAAGCGCAGCCAACUGGUCACCGACCGUUCUCUUCAUUUAUACCACAGAACAACAGCCUCCAGCUUCCUCAACAGACCGGAUUUCUACAGCCGCAGGCGACAGGGUCGAAUCCAUUCAGGCAGAGUGUUCUGAUGCAGCAAACAACGGGUAUCACUUCGUUUGGGGUUGGAGGAGGUAGCGGUCAUUUUGGAAUGCAAGGGCCACCAGCUCAAUCCCAGCAACCGAACACAGGCGCCUUCCAAAAUAUGAUGGGUGGACUUGGACAGAGCCAAGGGAUGUCUGCAUGGGGUAGCAACAACCAGCAACCACAGCAACCUGCUAUGCUGUCGUCCGCAUCUGCCUUUUCGCCAUCUACAACACCUUUUUCGCAACCGAGCGUGCCGGCGCGACCAGCAUCCACCCCACUGACUGCAAUGCCAGCUUCCAUUAGGUCUUCAUCCCCUCCUGUCGCACAGCCUGUAAAAGCGCAUCAAACUGGGACAAAGAAUCCUUUCGGUCCGAUAACACAACCCCCUCCGCCCCCCGUCCCAAAGCAACCCACGCUCAUGGAAUUAGCAAUGGGUAUGAAUAACGUCAAUCUUGGCCCUCAGCAGUCCCAACAACAGCAGCAAAAUAUUUCUCCGCAACAACAGCAGUCCUCAUCAUCCGGAGCGAAUGGUUUUAAUUUUUCCACUGGUGCGCUAAGCCCUGGUGUUACAGAUAUGUCGGGUGUCGCCUCAUCGUUUACUUUCACCCAACCUAACGCGAGCAGUGAUAAUACCCUUUCCACCUCUUCUUUCCCUCCUCUUAGCUCUCAAAACACCUCUACAACCACAUCAGGAUCAACAUUCUCCGAUUCUUUGUUUUCAUCUUCACUCUCGAAUCAACCCACGGGGGCGACAAAUUUAUCUACAAUACCAUCAGGCUCAGUUACUUCCCCACUCAAGAGUCAAAUGACCGGAUUUAGCGGCAUAAAGCCAUUCAAACCAUCCUCAUCAUUUGGUGCAUCAUUGCUUGACUCUCUUCCUCCUGUACCCGGUUCUCCACCAACGACGCCUGUUAUUAUGGGCGGCCCGACAUCGGUACAAGGUGGCGGCUCAACAACGAUGGGCGCCCUGAAUAGUCAACGACCAGGUUCGGCCUCUGGUCCCACCUCGGGCUCGACAAUAGGCCAGGGAUUACGACCGCAUCUGACCGGAAAUCCUACCGCAAACCCAUUCAGAGCAACUAUGUUCUCUACAACAGGUGGCAUGAACCCUGAAGCGGGGACCUCAUUUUCUGCUUUUGCAAGCCAGCCAACGGGGCUCAACUCUGGUGGACUUGGAGGGUCUGGUACGUUUGGAGGUGGAAGUGGAUUGCCUAAUUCUUCAACGAGCAGCGGCUUGUCUGGGAUGUCCUUGGGAUUGGGUGGCAAUCCUCCUUUUGGAUCAUUCAUUAUGCAGCAGCAGCAGCAGCAGCAACGACAACAACAACAGAGUGCUUCAUCUUUAAUUUAGUUUCAUUACACUUCCAUGCGUUCUUUCUUUGAUGGUCUCCGACGUCGUUCUCUGCUUUCUCAAUGUUGGCAGUUCCACCUCCCACUCUAAGUUUUAUCCUUUGAUAUCCCUUCUUUUUUUUUACUCCUGAACAACGUUUAUUUGUUUUAUCUUGCGAUCGUAUAAUUUUAUAUGGGACUGGUCAGCAUCUAUUAUCGUGUAAAAGCUCAUAUACAUCGUUAAUGCAGGUCACUGCAAUGUGCACUUUGCAUUGUUAAAGAACAAUCCUCCG